Molecule: messenger RNA, 5199 nt
Organism: Colletotrichum fioriniae
Lineage: Eukaryota; Fungi; Ascomycota; Sordariomycetes; Glomerellales; Glomerellaceae
Source: RefSeq, a predicted model, not a curated record
AUGGCCGCUGCUGGACUAUCCGAAGAAGAGGCUGCAAAGUACAUUGAACAGGUAUCCACAGGGUCAGUUGUGGUAGCUUGCGUCAACAGCCCCUUAAGUGUAACUUUAUCGGGCGAUCAAGAUGCCGUCACGAAGUUGUGCAGCGCCAUUUCCGCCGAUGGGAGUUUCGCAAGGCUGCUUCGGGUCAAAACAGCAUACCAUUCACCUCACAUGGCAACAGUCGCCCAGGAGUACCACAACAAUAUGGGCAAUAUCAUCCCUCUGGGAGAGGCCGAACAAAUUUGCCCAAUGUUCUCAUCGCUCACCGGCGGUACCGUCACCUCCAAGGAUCUAGAUGCGUCGUACUGGAUGAAAAAUAUGUGCGAGCAGGUUCGAUUCUCGCCAGCGAUUACUGCUUUACUUGAGUACACGCCAGAAACUGCACAGGGUCGGGGUCGCAAUCGAAUUCAGUGGAGCGCCUUCGUCGAAAUCGGCCCUCAUGGGGCUUUGCAGAGUCCAGUAUCCGAAAUUGCAAAGACAAGCCAAAGUAAGACCGCAAAAGAGGCACCAUAUCUCUCCGCCAUUGUCCGCAACAAGGAUGCAGAGAUGACGGCGCUACAGCUAGCCGGCCAGCUUUGGAGUUCUGGUCACAGCAUAAACCUUUUGCGGGUGAAUUGCAUCUAUCCAGAGUCUUUACCACUCUCAUUGCCUGACCUACCGUCUUAUCCUUGGAAUCAUAGUAAGAGCUACUGGCAUGAGUCCGCAAUGGCUCAAUCAGCCAGAUUCCCAGGUGGUCCUCGCACAGAUCUGUUAGGGGUGCCUGUCGACUUGCAAAAUCCCAUGGAGCCCCGCUGGCGCAACUAUCUCCGCAUUUCUGAGAACCCGUGGAUUGAAGACCACAAAAUUACUGGGACCGUGCUUUACCCUGCGGCUGGCAUGAUUGUAAUGGCCUUGGAAGCUGCUUGCCAAUUACAAGACGACUCGAGGAAACUCAAGGGCAUCGAAUUCCAGAACAUCAAAUUUGAGCGUGGUCUCGUCGUACCCUCAAGAGAACAAGGUGUCCAGACGGAAGUCAGCCUCAGACCAGACGAAGCGUUUCCAUCCACGUGGAAAUUCGCUGUUUACUCUUUGCCAUCGAAAGGCUCGUGGACCAAGCACUGUCAUGGGACGGUGAGCCUGGAGUACGCAAAUGCCGAGCAUAAUUCUGCAGCACCCUCGGAAGAGAAAUGGAGAGUUUUGACUCGCGAUUGGAACGACAUCAAGCACAAAGCCUCCCACGGAAUUGAAAUGGAAGACUUCUACGACCAGCUCGAGUCUGUUGGAGUAGAGUACGGGCCAACUUUCAGGAAUGUGUUUGAAGCGGGUGCAGUCACCGGCGAGCACUGCGCCCACGGACGUAUCAGUAUCCCAGACACCAAGUCUGCCAUGCCCUUCGACUUUGAGUACCCCCAUCUGAUACACCCGGCAACCAUGGAUGCCAUCUUUCAUCUUCUCUUCGUUGCAUUUUCCGAUGGCAAGCCCCUUCAAGACGCUGCGGUGCCUUACACAUUGAAGCAAAUGUAUAUUGCUGCAGAUUUACCUCGGGGCGAGGGUGGUGUGUUCAGUGGUUACGCCAAGCGUCUCCGAAGCGACGGCCGUGAGACGUCUGGUGACUUGAUUGUGUCUGAUGAGACCUGGAGCACUCCGAAGUUGAUCAUCCGCGACUUUGCGUUGAGACAGGUAACAUCUUCACAAGACUCUUCGUCUUCAAGCGUCAAAAAUGCGAGAAAGGUUUGCGCGAAACUGAGAUGGAAGGAGGACGUCGACUUCGUUCGUUCUCCUACAUCUCUUCUUGAUUCGGAUCAGAUUCGUUGCAGCAAAGUCGAGCUUGCUUAUGAUGAUGAGAUCUUGAGGGGUCUCGCAAGGUUGCUUGAUAUGUUGCAUCAUAAGAGGCCAGGCUACGAGAUGCUUGUCGUCAUGCGAGAUGCUUCGGAUGAUACUCGCAUUUUCAUGAAAGCUGUACUCGAAAUCUUUGAGAGGUUUUCACGCAGAGAGGAGAGGAAACUUCACAUCUUAACGACUUCAGAGGCGGCUGAAAAUCUCGCCGAAGAAUUAUCAUCCACCCAAAAUGGACUGUCAGAGAUUCGGAGCUGGAACCCGAAGUCCCAGGAGCAACCGUCAUUCUCGAAUGAUUGUUUUGACUUGAUUGUGAGCAUAAGGUCAUCGCAACCUAGCGAUAUCUCCUUUGGCCACACGAUACUACCCGCACUGCGAGAUCUUAUACGAUCAACGGGCUAUCUCUGCUUGGCGGGUUUGAAUGACCUCAGCCCAAUACUAAGUCAUGAUGAUAAGUUAACGAUCCUCAGAGCAAGAAUGGAGCCAGGAAUGUUCUUGUCGGAUACAAAUAGCAAAAUGACACUCGUUGUCGCAAAGAAGCCGAAAUUGCCGCCGCCUGACUCUUUACCAUCUGAGGUCUUCUUGCUGCACACGCCAGAUCUCACUGCAGCAAGCAAGCGUCUUGUGGACACUUUGACUGACAAGUUGAAGUCGUUUGGCCUGAGAGUUGCCUUGGCAUCAAUGUCAGACCUGGAUCGGUUCAAAGGGAAAUACAUCAUCUCUCUACUGGAGGUCGAUUCACCCCUUGUACACGGCUGGGACGCACAGGACUUUGUGAACUUCAAGCGUCUGGUUUCCAAUUGCUCUCACAUACUCUGGAUCACCCGUGGUGGUCUCAUGCAGGAUUGGAAAGAUGGGCUGGAGUUCGCACCAACUCAAGGCCUACUCAGGGUCAUGCGUACAGAAUAUUCCCAAGUCAAGUUGCCACAUCUUGAUUUGUCCAGAGCCAGUAUCCUGAGCGCGAGUAACACUGCUAGUAUCAUUUCUGAUGUCUGGUGCAAUUCUGCACAAGCGGGGUCCGCCCAGCAUGACAUGGAAUAUGCGGAAUGCGAUGGUAGAGUGUUCGUACCGAGGUUCGUCGAAGACAAGAGCAUGGACGCAGAUUUGCAAAAUUCAGAAAGAACUCUCGAAUCGGUGAAGGGAACUUUGAGCAAUAGAAAGGAUUUGAGGCUGAUUCGAGAGGGCAGCGAAUUUGUUUGGGUUAAUGAGUCGGAGCUAUCUACGCCUAUUCUCGACGGCGAUGUUGAGAUUACCGUUGAGCUCGCGCUUGUACAGGCCACACCGGUGUCUGAAGACCCCCUUGGUACUCCAGUUUGCUCUGCGAUUGUUGGAACGGUUUCCGCGACAUCGUCUUUGGAGAUGACUACGAAAGUUGGACAACGUGUCAUCGCAAUUCAUUCAGGGCCAUGCAGCACUAGCGUUCACGUUCCCGAGUCGUUUGUUCGAACCAUAUCUUCAUGCCUGCCGCCCGAAGAAGUUUUGGCAACGCACUACGCAUUCUUUGCCACAGGUUUCGCGUUAAUAGAGACCGCGAGACUCGAGAGUGGCCAGACCAUUCUCAUACGUGGCGGCGACUCGCUGUUAGGCAGAGCCGCGAUCCGACGAGCACAGCGAAUCAAAGCAGAAGUCUUUGUUACUAUGAAGACUUCCAACGCAGCAGAACUCUCUUCAACAGAGAUUGUGUUUGAUCAUAGUCACGUUAUUGAUGACGAUUGUCGUUCUUGCGUGGAUGAGAUCCUGCGUCAGACUCAGAAUCGGGGAGUAGAUGUUAUACUCAACUGUCAAACUGCACAAAUAGACCCUAAUUGGGUUGACUGUCUAUGCGACUUCGGAACUUUCAUCAAAAUGGGGCCCAGAGGAUCUGGAAUCGCUUCCAGUUUGGUUGCAUCUCGCCGCAACGCCACUUUUGUGAGUGUGGACGUAUCUCCUCUCGUCAAAGCAAAGCCGAAGCUUGCCAAACGCUUCUUUGACGAGACUUGCGAACUUCUUGAGACUGAAGACUUGAUUCAACCGGAUCCUGGAUCCCUCAAAUCGGUUUCUGAUAUUGAUCACAUUAUGUCUCGGGUUGACGAUGGUAAAGCAACCAGCGAAAUAAUUCUGGAGUUUAACCCCCACGACCAAGUUCUCAUGCGUCCUGCCAAAUUGCCCGAGCUGCGACUAGACAAGCAAGGAACUUAUAUUCUUGCUGGGGGUCUCGGUGCAUUAGGCCUCAAGAUUGCGGACAUGAUGUUCGACCACGGUGCUGGACAUGUCGUCUUUCUCUCUCGGUCAGGAGGCGAGAAGAAUUCAGCCGACCUGAAGUCCCUCUGUCAACGGGGUCUGGCAGUUGAUGCAUUAAAAUGCGAUGUCUCAAGUUCAUCUCAAGUUGACGAGGUGGUUCAACAUCUUCAGGCCCAAGGCCGGCGUAUUCGGGGCGUCAUCCAGUGCGCAAUGGUGCUUGAAGUAAGUCGUUCCGACGGAGAGAUUAGGUAUUGGUUCAAAGACACCGUGCUAACAUCGGCUUAUCAGGACACAAUCUUUGAGAACAUGACAUAUGAUCAAUGGCAAAGGUCAACUCGGCCUAAGAUCCAGGGCACAAUGAACCUUCAUAACUCCACUCCCCGAGACGUGGACUUCUUCAUCCUCUUGUCCUCAAUAACCUGCGUCAUUGGAAACGCCGCGCAAGCAAACUACGCUGCAGGAAACACAUUCGAAGAUGCAUUUGCCCAUUUCCGUCGUAGCGAGGGCCUCGCCGCAACCGCAAUUGACGUCGGACUUGUCACCGACUCGGCCCAUUUCACGGGAGACUUUGAUAUGGACGCCUAUUUCCAGAUGUACGAGCAUCGGUGGGAUGGUUUGCAGACGACUCAGUCAGAACUUGAUGCCGUUUUGAAAGCUGCCAUGCGAGGCCGGACAGCAGACGGCAAACACAUCGAGCCACAAAUAGUUCUCGGCCUUGGUCAUUCAAUGCCCUUUGGUCCUUCAUCGGCAGGAUGGACCAAGGACCCGAAGUUUAAUCACCGGGUCAGACUUGCUUUGGCCAAUAGUACAGAUCUUUCUAGUAAACAAGAAACUCCCGCGGAACGGCUUGCUCAAGCGAAGAAUACUCAGGAUGCGGUAAAUAUUGUGGAAGAAGUCCUGCGAGGCUACGCAGCACAGAUCAUGGACGUUGGAAUGACAGACAUUGACACGGAAAAAGCUUUCUAUGACUUUGGAGUUGAUUCACUCAAGGCCGUCGAGCUCCGGAAUCGGAUCUUCCGUGACGUGCAGAGCGAUAUAUCAGUAUUUGAGUUGUUGAGCCCUUCGCCUCUGUCCAAGUUGGCGAUAGACAUCUUGGGGAAAAGCAAGUUUACGAAGGACAAGUAG